AUAAAAAAACAACUCACAAUGUCAUUGCUGGAGCAAUAUGAAAAGCAAUAUUCAAUAUUAAUUGCCGAAAUCACCAGUCAAAUUGGCCGUUUAACACUGACAAAUGAAGGCAAGGAACUGUGCAAUAAAAUCGAUUCGAGCCUUACCGAGGCUCAGGAGCUGUUGGAACAAAUGCAAUUGGAGAUACGGGAUUUGGCACCGGCACAAAGAACCACAGCCACCAGCAAAUUGAAUUGUGCCCAAGUGGAAUUGAAACGUCUGCAGGGUGAAUAUGCCAAGGCGAAAGAGACAAGCAGGAAGAAACAGGGAGCUCUAGAUUUCCAAACAGCAGCUGGUGAUUAUGAUGAUUACGAGGAUGUGGCCAUUAGCAAUGAUCAACGCCAGCGGCUGCUGGAGAAUUCCGAAACAAUUGAACGAACGGGUAAUCGCCUGCAGGAGGGUUAUCGUGUCGUUAUAGAAACCGAAACUUUGGGUGCUCAAAUUCUCAGUGAUCUCCAUUCACAACGUGAAACCAUACAGAAUGCCCGUUCACGUUUAAGGGAAACCAAUGCUGAACUGGGUCGGGCAUCACGGACCUUGAACACAAUGAUGUUGCGGGCACUGCGCGAAAAGGCUGUCCUAUAUGUGGUGGGUGGUGUAUUCGGGGUGGCCGUUGUUGUUAGUCUAUAUUUAACAUUUUCAUCACCCACCUCAACAACAAAUUCAUAA
Molecule: messenger RNA, 708 nt
Organism: Musca vetustissima
Lineage: Eukaryota; Metazoa; Arthropoda; Insecta; Diptera; Muscidae
Gene: Vti1a
Product: vesicle transport through interaction with t-SNAREs homolog 1A
Exons: 1
Coding region: 19-708 (229 amino acids)
Biological process (GO): vesicle fusion with Golgi apparatus; macroautophagy; Golgi to vacuole transport
Cellular component (GO): late endosome membrane; SNARE complex; ER to Golgi transport vesicle membrane
Molecular function (GO): SNAP receptor activity; SNARE binding
Source: RefSeq, a predicted model, not a curated record